UCGGUUUCUUGCUUUUCUCACUGACACUCCUUGCCUCGUUUCACUGCGUCAAUUCACACACUCUUUGUAGACAUCUUUCUUGCUUCGAUUCCUUUGAGCGUUGCUGCUUUUCCUCCCGUGACACCCUUACGGCAUCGCGUCACUGUCGCUUUCGAUACUCAAUCCCGAGUCUUUCUUUGAAGAAAGUCGCCUUUGUUUUGGCCCCGACUACUUCCACGACGUGUACCCGUGCACUCGCUCAGCCACAGAUACACAUACCUGGACUUCUUCACAACGACCGAAACGUACCUUGUGCGACUUUCGACCACAUUCGUCCUACAGGUCACCGGAUUGACGCCUGCCUGUCCGGCUACCUACACUUAAGACCUCUCUGCUUUGCAUUUACGAUUGCCUACUGUUGAUCACCUCUUGACCACAAUGGCCGGCCGCUUUUGGCAGUCCAUUGUCCUCUUCGCCGCUCUGGCACCAGCGGCCUUCGCUACUACAACAUGCGGUGACGGAAGUCAGUGCCCAGAAAGCACUCCAUGUUGUUCUCAAUACGGCGAAUGUGGUGUUGGCGCUUAUUGUCUUGGAGGAUGUGAUCCUGUCAACUCCUUCAGUCUUGACGCAUGUGUACCCGCACCAGUCUGCGAAUCUAAAAGCUUUACUUUUGACAACCUAGAUGGCAUGGUGGAAAACACAAAAUACCUUGGAGAUGCGAGCACGGCUGACUGGGUCUAUUCCGGCACACCCUUGCCCCACAAUGGCUCUGUCUUACUCACCAUGGCCGAAGACACAGUAGGAACGUUACUGGCCAGCACACAUUACAUCUGGUACGGAAAGGUCACCGGCAAGUUCUCCACGUCUGCUGGUGCCGGCGUGGUGACUGCCUUCAUUUUGCUCGGCGACUCCAAGGACGAAAUCGAUUUCGAAUUUGUGGGUGUCGAGUUGUCGAUUGCCCAGACCAACUUCUAUUCUCAAGGUGUGACAGAUUACGACAACGGAGAAAACGCUACUGGCCUUGCCGACGUUCACGCAAAUGUGCACACCUACGAAAUCGACUGGAGCUACGACAACAUUACUUGGUCGGUGGACGGCAACGUAGUACGUACGCUCAACCGUGAAGAUACCUGGAAUGCUACCGCAAAUCGCUAUUUUUACCCUCAAACACCUAGCCGACUGCAGCUGUCACUCUGGCCUGGUGGUUUGUCGACCAACGGUCAGGGAACCAUCGACUGGGCCGGUGGUCUUGUGACGUGGGACUCGCCAUACAUGACCAACGGAUACUACUAUGCCACCUUUGAUGAGGUUUCUAUCCAGUGCUACGACCCACCCUCGGGCGCUCAAGAAAAUGGCACAAAGUCGUAUAUCUACACCGAUAAGGCCAUGACGAACAACACCGUUGAGAUCACGAGCGACAAUACCGUUCUCAAGUCGUUCCUGGGAACUGGUCUUAAUAUGUCUGCUUCCAGUGCUUCUGCUAGUGCCAGUGGCUCAGCAGCAACCAGCAAUGUUGCUACCGUCCCCGGUCUCACUGGUUCUGGGUCUGGCGCGAGUGGUGACCGUGGUGAUAACUCCAGCAGCAGCGUCGAUUCUUCAAGCACUGCGACUGCAACUGGUAGUGCUUCGACCGGGUUUGUUCAAGGCGACGGUGGCUCUUCAAGCGGUGCAGACCAGUUCGGCGGUAACAGCGAGUCCCUUCUAAGAGGAAGCCUGUUCGCCGUCGUUGUGGCUAUGGUUGGUCUUUGCGUUUUGUGAUCUGGUACAUGAUCUGUUUCGGUCUGGCGCGCAAGGUCAAUGAUCGUGCUGCCAUGAUGAUUUAAUACCCUUUUCACGCUUUUAUUUAAUGCAUGGCGAGGUCAUCUGGGUCUGUUUUCGUCGAGCAUGGAGGUAUUGAGGAAGCCUACUAUGAUAUCCAUAGAUUUGACAGAAAACAAAUCUACAAGAAAUGUGUACAAGCGGAUAUGAGUGGCACAAUCUAUGCAGACCUGACUGACUGGCUAAUGGCUAUUCCGCGGUAGAUUAUGAAGUCAUCUUGACUUUUGAAUAAGAGCAUCAUGACAUUUUC
Molecule: messenger RNA, 2047 nt
Organism: Exophiala viscosa
Lineage: Eukaryota; Fungi; Ascomycota; Eurotiomycetes; Chaetothyriales; Herpotrichiellaceae
Product: cell wall glucanase
Exons: 3
Coding region: 418-1737 (439 amino acids)
Biological process (GO): cell wall organization; carbohydrate metabolic process
Cellular component (GO): cell wall
Molecular function (GO): hydrolase activity, hydrolyzing O-glycosyl compounds; chitin binding
Source: RefSeq, a predicted model, not a curated record